UAAACGAAUCUCCCACUAUAACUACAUGAGAUCUAAAGGUUAAAAUGGUAAAUAUGAUAAAAUAUCCUUCCGUAAAAUCCUUGUAUAUUGACGCUCCUUCCUAUCUCACAACCUUCGUUUCCAUCUCUCUGAUGACCCCUUCCUAAGAUAGGAUCAUUUUCCCUAUAAAGACUUUUGUUUCGGGGAACCUUUUCUCCUCCCUCUCUCUCUCUCUCUCUCUCUCUCUCUCUCUCUCUCUCUCAACCACUCGCCUCGGUUGUGCACGCGAACUCGUCUCUCUGUCGCAAUGGCUACGGAAGGCGAGGGGGAGAAGAGGUACAUCACCGUGGAAGAGCUCCGCAAGCACAAUGCCGCCACCGAUCUCUGGAUCUCCAUCCAGGGUGGGGUCUACGACGUCACCGACUGGAUCAAGGACCACCCCGGCGGCGACCUCCCCCUCCUCAGCCUCGCCGGCCAGGACGCUACCGAUGCGUUCGUCGCCUACCACCCCGCCUCCGCCUGGGCCCACCUUGGCCGCUUCUUCGUCGGUUACCUCGACGGCUACUGCGUUACCGACGUCUCCCGCGACUACCGCCGCCUCGUCGCCGAGUUCUCCAAGUCCGGCCUAUUCGAUGAGAAGGGCCGCGUCGCCCUCUUCACCAUCUGCUUUAUGCUCUUCCUCCUCGUGACCGCCGUCUCCGGCGUGCUUCUCUCGGAGAGCGCCCUCGUCCACGCCCUCUGCGGCGGCAUGACGGGCUUCCUCUGGAUCCAGUCCGGCUGGAUCGGGCACGACUCCGGACACUACCGGAUCGUCCGGAAUCCACGCCUCAACCGGGUCGCCCAGAUAAUCUCAGGAAAUUGCCUCACGGGCCUCAGCAUUGGGUGGUGGAAGAGGAACCACAACGCCCACCACAUCGCCUGCAACAGCCUCGAUUUCGACCCCGACCUACAGCACAUGCCCCUCUUCGCGGUGUCGUCCAAGUUCUUCGCCUCGAUGACAUCGUACUUCUACGAGAGGAAGAUGAACUUCGACGCCGUCGCGAGGUUCCUGAUCAGCUACCAGCACUGGACGUUCUACCCGGUGAUGUGCUUCGCCAGGAUCAAUCUGCUCGCGCAAUCCAUACUGCUGCUGCUUUCGAAGAAGAAUGUGCCCAAUAGAUGGCAGGAGAUCACCGGGGUUGCCGUCUUCUGGAUCUGGUACCCUCUGCUCGUCUCGUGUUUGCCGAAUUGGGGAGAGCGGAUCACGUUCGUCGUCGCUAGCUUGGCGGUCACCGGGAUUCAGCACGUUCAAUUCUGCUUGAACCACUUUUCUUCCAGCGUCUACGUCGGGCCGCCGCAGGGAAAUGACUGGUUUGAGAAGCAGACGAUGGGGACGCUGGACGUCUCUUGCUCGCCAUGGAUGGAUUGGUUCCAUGGGGGUUUGCAGUUCCAGGUGGAGCACCAUCUGUUUCCUCGACUGCCGAGGUGCCAUCUCAGGAAGGUCUCACCUUUUGUGAGGGAGCUCUGCAAGAAGCAUAAGCUGCCAUACAAUAUUGCCUCGUUCUGGGAGGCCAAUGCCAUGACUGUUCGGACGCUUAGAGCUGCUGCAUUGCAAGCUCAGGACUUGGCAAACCCAGUUCCAAAGAACUUGGUCUGGGAAGCUGUUAACACCCAUGGGUGAGAGUUUUUAGAGCAUGCACAUCCAUCUUCUCUGAUUCAAGUGAGAGUUUGAAGGACUCGGUGGUGGUGGUUGAGAUCUAAAUCUUCCUAUAGCCUAUGCAUGUUAAGUUUUGCUGCAUUCCUUCCUUCAAUUAAGUUAUUAUAGAAACUUUGUUGUAGCAGGGAGUUUUGGUUAUGAUGGGUGUCCAGUAUCAUGUUAACCUUGCAAGAAAUAACUUAGUUCUUCAAGGGGACUGGAUUUCAUUAUGGUUUGUCAUAUGCCUUCCUAGUUGAUGUUUUCCACUAUUGUUUGAUUAUGGCAUUGCAAAAUCUCUGGCUUUA
This is a messenger RNA of Musa acuminata AAA Group (dessert banana), 1959 nucleotides long. RefSeq names its product acyl-lipid (9-3)-desaturase. Gene Ontology annotation, biological process: lipid metabolic process. Gene Ontology annotation, molecular function: oxidoreductase activity, acting on paired donors, with oxidation of a pair of donors resulting in the reduction of molecular oxygen to two molecules of water. The record is from RefSeq and is a predicted model, not a curated record. The coding region runs from base 287 to 1639 and encodes 450 amino acids. Gene Ontology annotation, cellular component: membrane. Lineage: Eukaryota; Viridiplantae; Streptophyta; Magnoliopsida; Zingiberales; Musaceae. The transcript has a single exon.